This is a messenger RNA of Cuscuta campestris, 1757 nucleotides long. NCBI's taxonomy places the organism in Eukaryota, Viridiplantae, Streptophyta, Magnoliopsida, Solanales, Convolvulaceae. The record is from the annotation of a GenBank genome assembly.
CUCAAGCGCCAAAAGAACCAUUUUGUUCUUUAUUCACAUUUAUUAUUGUGGGGUAGUACCUAGCAAUCUAGCAUUUUGCAUUUUAGAUUACUCCGUAUUUGUUUAUUUUUAAUCCCAAACCCAAUCCAAGGGUCUAGCCGUCGGAAGUGACCCCAACCAAUGCCAGGGCCGGGCUGCACAGAGCAGCGCGACGAAACAAUUUCUACAGUGCAGCGCGGCGAAACAAUGGCGAAUGGACCUGAAGUUAACCUCCAACGGUUUCUCCAAUGGCUACAUUUGAAUAACGUCCAGCUACGCGGUUGCAGUAUCAAGUACAGCGAUUCGAACAAAGGGUUUGGGAUUUUUUACUCUAAAAAUAUCUGUGAUGGGAUACAGCUGGUGGUUCCACUUGAUUUAAGGAUACAGCUGGUGGUUCCACUUGAUUUAAGUAUAACUCCUAUGAGGGUGCUUCAAGAUCCUCUUUUUGGACCUCACUGUCGGGCAAUGUAUGAGGAAGAGGAAGUGGAUGACAGGUUCUUGAUUAUUUUGUUCCUGAUGGUGGAACGCCUAAGAAAGAACUCUUCUUGGAAACCGUAUUUUGAUAUUCUUCCUACCAAAUUCCAGAACCCACUUUGGUUUACAGAUGAUGAACUUUCUGAGCUGAAGGGGACUACAUUGUAUCGGGCAACUGAUUUGCAGAAGCAAAAACUGCACCAUCUUUUUUAUGAAAAGAUGAAGAAGCUGGCUGAGGAACUUUUGACUCUUGAUGGAUUCCCUGGGAGAAAAAUAACCUUUGAGGACUUCUUGUGGGCAAAUUCUGUAUUUUGGAGUCGAGCACAAAAUAUACCUCUUCCACAUUCCUAUGUAUUUCCAACAAGUUCAGAAGGACAAGGUAGAACAACUUCAUGAAACUCGGAGAUUCUUAGACAUCUACUAAUCAUAUUUGUAGCGACAAAUCGGAUAACAAAGAGUGGUAUCAAAGUGAUGUCCCAGUCCACUGCAUUUGCUAUUCAGGCCUUUUCUCCCUCAUAUGCAUGCUCUGACUUCAUGCUGUGGAAAACAGCAUUUAACUCUAGUAAGUUGAUGAAUUUAUUUCUGGAUAUACUAAGUACCACCUUACCCCAGAACUUGAGCCCGAUGAACUUUCAAGAAAUGGAACCGCUAUUGCAUCUAAAUCUAUAGAAGAUACAGUGUGGGUAGAAGGUCUUGUUCCAGGCAUUGAUUUUUGCAACCACGGUGUAAGGCCCAACGCGACAUGGGAAGUUGAUGGAACUGGAAUGACAAGUGGAGUUCCAUAUUCUAUGUACCUUUCUUCAGUUGAAGAAGGUCCUUUCAAAAGUGAUAACGAGAUAUUAAUUAGCUAUGGAAACAAAGGGAAUGAGGAGCUCCUGUACCUGUAUGGAUUUGUAACGGAAGAUAAUCCCGAUGACUAUCUCAUGGUUAAUUACCCUGUGGAGGCCAUUCAGGACAUACCUUACUCUGAGUCCAAAUCACACCUCCUACAAGCACAGGCAAUCAAUGUUUUCUUUCUGUUUCUGGCUAUGAUUCUUUUUUUUUAACAAAAUGAAAACAUCUAAUACGACAUUCAAACUUUGUACACCCCAUUCAUAAAAAAAAGAUCCGUUUAGAAACAUCCCAUCUACUAUUUUUGUCCUAGAAAAGAGUCCUAUAUGAACAAGAGAAAGUAAUUUUGAUAAUAUUUUUUAUCUAAAAAGUGUCUUAGUCAAUUCGAGAGUGUUACAUUUUGUUAAAUUACAAAAUAAAGGUUAAAGUGUAGU